AUGACGGUGGAGAUAUCGCCCGUCAUUCAACCACCGAGUCGUGGUGUCGGCGGCCUGGGCGAUGCAUGCGAUACAAUUCUCGCCACGCUCCUAGUCGUCGGCUGCUUCAUAGCCUGCAAGAGCUCCUACGAUUGUCUGCGACGAUGGCGAGGCAAACUCAACGUGGUCGUCGUCGGUUGCGGCCCGGUCGGCCUCACCGCAGCCCUUGUGGCCGUCCGCAGCAAGCGAGCUAAGAAGAUCACCAUCUUCGAGGAGAAGACGAGAUCGCAGCUCAUGGAUCGGCCGCACCAGAUCGGCAUCGAGCCGAGGGCCGUGGGAUUCUUGAAGAAACUCGGGGUGGAUUUUGAUAAUAUGGAAGGAUGCUGGCAUCAGGAAAGAUUCUAUACAAGGAUUGGUAUAUUUCAAGAGUACAUCCUUAGUCUGCUUCAACAGAUAACCGAACCUCCUCUGGAUAUUAAACUAGGGACCAAGUUUGGAACUAACCACGUGAACAAGCUCAGCUGUCCUCGGGCCCUCACCCUCGUCAUCGUCGCCGACGGCCUACGCGGUGCCGGGGCCAACAUCCUCGGCAUCAGCGACGAGUUCAUCCAGGAGACAUGCAAGUCCUUCUGCGCCGUGUCGUCCAUGGAACGCGAGGACCAGCACAACCUCCCCACGCCCGAGAACCGCGUGUUCCGACUUAAAAUGGACCUGUCCGCGUUCGGGGCCGAGUUCCGGAUACCGGACAUCAGUCGGGCCGUGUUCUUUUUGAAGAUCUUCGGUACCUUCAGGAACCGGUACAUGAUGCUGAUGUGCAACAGGGGGGAUUCGAACCUUGUGAGGCAGCUGCGGCUUAAUGUUGAUCCGAUGCUGAUGCGCAAUAUAUUUCAAGAAUCUUACAACACGUACAAAAGCAAAGGAGAACGGAAGAUGUCGGAUACCGAGGCACUAAACUUGAAGGCGAGUACCCGAUUGACCGAGGUCAAGAUGUCAUACCGGAGAGAACCGCUGGUCUACAUCGAGGAGGAGAACAUGGUUGUGUCGAUAGAGGGCGAUGCCACUCGAAGCUUCAAUUACAGUUUAGGUUUUGAGUUAAAUGUCGGCCUCAGGGGACUCGAAUGCCUCGACAAGUUCAUCGACCAGCUCGUGCUCGCUGACGGCCUCAACGACAUCGUCAAGGCACUCAACUACAAAUCCAAAUGCACCAAGAGACUCAACGAAGACACGAUAAAACACAAACUACAUUCAGAAAUGAGCAGGCAUAAACCACAUAAUGGAGGGACUAACAACAAUAAUAACAACAGUACGGCCAAAGAUACGGGGUCAUAGCAAAGUGCAAAGUGGACUGAUCGAAAAUCUGCCAUUCCAUUUUUUUUUACGAGGAUGUCGUUUUUGUCUAAAAGAACUUAGAAAGUCAAUAUAAAUCAUGCAUUUUUUGUAAUAAACUAAUUUUUAGUUUAACGAAGUUAUACUUGAUAACAUUUGAUAUUCAUUGACGAAUGGAUUGAUUUUGCAAACGUUAAAAUGAUGAGGUUUUAAUGUUUUAGAAGGAAUACCGUGCACUUACAGAAGAAUUAUAAACAUGAUAAAGUUCUGCAUAAUGAAGAUUAGAUACGAAUAUAAACGAAAGCCUCGAGCCAAUUAUUGCUUGCUAAGUCAGACAAUAUGCUUAGAUUUUCUAGUUGACACCAAAUUAGUAUGGAAUCAUGUAUUUCAAUGCUUAUACUUGUCGAAAAACGCGAGUAGUCAGUGGCGGAUACGUGGGCUCGGUUUCAAUAACAAAUGCAAGAAUUAUUGGACAAACUUGCUCACAGCCAAUCAAAUGCAACGAUUUCAGUAGCGUAUAUAACACGUUUUAUGAAACGGGGCCCUGGCCAGGGGGAGGGGGGGGGGAUAAAUGAAUCCGGAAUCGUAGAUUUAGGUAUUAUCUUUAAAUUGGUAUAUUGGAAUCAUCAAAUAAGAGAGUGCGAUCUCAUGCAAAGAGGGGAAUAACAGUUUUUUUUUAAUUAAAAAGGGGAGCAAAUAAUACAAUAAUAUUUGAAUGCCUAGACAUGAUGUGUACGUUGCAAUGCUACAUGUAUAUGAGGUGAUUAUAAUGUACAAAAUGAUUUUAAGGCCAAAUAUCUAAGAUGUGAUAGGAAGCACGGCAGAGCAAGAAGGAGUGCAAUAUAUUGAGUGUGCUUAAAUCUCACCAUCUUUUAUUUUGCCAUAGUUUGUCACCGAAUUGUUGGUAACAAAUGGUUGGUAACUAUCUUGAUAAAUCUUUUAUACUCUUAUCUGUAGCAUCUCAUCCCUGGCGGAUGAUGAAGUUGUUUUCUACCAACAAAAAAUAUAACAUAAAAACGCAAUUUUCAUACUUAUAGAAUGCAUGAUAAAACUAUUUGUAUUUAUGAGUACCGAUGCGUGUGUUCUCAUACAAAGUACGUUAUGAUAGCUUUAGUACAUUUAUGUAAAUUUGGUACUCCCGAUAAUUGUGCCUAGUUGUGUGUGCUUUUCUUGUCUCGAAUGACGUUCAGACUAUGAUAUAAUUAAAUUGUUGAAUUAAAUGACUAAAGCUUCAGGAUUUAUUUAUUUAACAAUAAUUGUUUAAAUCAAUAGUUAAACAAUAAUUGUUUGACUAAUGACUUUUUCUCAAAUAUCUCUGAGAACAAGGGAUCGUGGAGGGAAGUUUAAAGUGAAGACAAAAAAUGUCCUUUUGUUAUUAUUAGGUUCGUAGAGAAAUUGCUCUUGCAUGGGUAUGCCUGCACAAAAUUAAUCUUUAAGUAAAUAUUUUGCAUUCGUAUGGAGACUUGAUUAUUGAUAUGAUCUACCAUGUGGAUUGUUAUUCGCACCAUCUAACUGUAGGAGGAGUGGAUGUGGGGAGGGGGUGGGGUGUAGUUGUGAAGUCGCCCAGUAAAGAUCGAGUGACUAUUAAGCAGAGAGGAAUAUUCGCAGGUGAUAUGUGACACUUUAGACAUCCCUUUAAAAUAAUCAUCUUAUCAAACAAUCUAAUUUGAUGCAACAAAAUUACGAAUAAAUAAAUCAACUUUUUAUUAUGAUGACGGUUGGUGAAUUACUUAAUCAAAGUUGUUUUAAAUCAUGUUUGUCUGUUAUAGAUUGGAAGAAUGGUAACUGGUAUAUGUUUGAUGUUUUAGUUGAGGUGUAAGUUAUUGAUAUUUAUUUGUUAAUUUAUGAAAUAAAUAUUUCUAUGAUAACACUUCAA
Strongylocentrotus purpuratus (purple sea urchin) is the source of this 3181-nucleotide messenger RNA. RefSeq lists its product as uncharacterized. Lineage: Eukaryota; Metazoa; Echinodermata; Echinoidea; Camarodonta; Strongylocentrotidae. The coding region runs from base 1 to 1308 and encodes 435 amino acids. The record is from RefSeq and is a predicted model, not a curated record. The transcript has 4 exons.